AUGGAACCUCGAGUCGGAAACAAGUUUCGGCUCGGAAGGAAGAUCGGUAGUGGAUCAUUUGGGGAGAUCUAUCUUGGUACCAAUAUCCAGACGAAUGAAGAAGUUGCAAUUAAACUUGAAAAUGUGAAAACUAAGCAUCCUCAGUUGUUGUAUGAAUCGAAAUUGUAUAAAGUAUUACAAGGAGGAACUGGCGUUCCAAACGUUAAAUGGUAUGGUGUUGAAGGGGACUAUAAUGUCCUUGUGAUAGACUUGUUGGGGCCUAGCCUUGAAGAUCUAUUCAAUUUCUGUAGUAGGAAACUGUCACUAAAGACUGUACUAAUGCUUGCAGAUCAAAUGAUCAAUCGCAUUGAAUUUGUUCAUCAGAAGUCAUUUCUACAUCGGGACAUCAAGCCUGACAACUUUCUCAUGGGUCUUGGGAGGCGCGCAAAUCAGGUAUAUGUCAUUGACUUUGGUCUGGCAAAGAAGUAUAGGGACUCAAAUCAUCAGCAUAUUCCUUAUAGGGAAAACAAAAACUUGACUGGAACUGCUAGAUACGCUAGCAUGAACACUCACCUUGGCAUUGAACAAAGUCGUAGGGAUGAUUUGGAGUCGCUUGGAUUUGUUCUCAUGUACUUCUUAAAAGGAAGUCUUCCUUGGCAAGGACUGAAAGCUGGCAAUAAGAAGCAAAAGUAUGAGAAAAUCAGUGAAAAGAAAGUAUCCACAUCUAUUGAGUCUUUAUGCCGAGGCUAUCCAUCUGAAUUCGCAUCUUAUUUCCAUUAUUGCCGUUCCCUGAGAUUCGACGACAAGCCAGACUAUGCCUACCUGAAACGGCUUUUCCGCGACCUGUUUAUCCGCGAAGGCUUCCAGUUUGAUUAUGUAUUUGACUGGACGAUCUUGAAGUAUCAACAAUCACAGAUUGCUACUCCCCCUCCUCGUCACCAUGUUCCUGGAGCUGGGCCAAGCUCUGGCCUUCCCCCUGCCAUUGCUAGUGCUGAGAGGCCAUUAGGUGGUGACGAAGCUAGACCUUCUGGCUGGUCAUCAGGAAACCUAAACCCUAGACGAAGCUCUGGUCCUUCCGGACCAAUUUUUAACUCAGGAAGCUUAGGUAAACAAAAAGCACCAGUUUCAAGUGAUCCCGCAAUAUCAAAAGAUGUAAUGUUGUCUAGCUCUAGCUUUCUCCGUGCAACUGGAUCAUCAAGACGCGCUGCUGUAUCAAGUAGUCGCGAGGCUGCAAUUCUGGGAACUGAUUCCGAGCCAUCAAACCCUCAAAUCACUGAAGCUGGAUCAGGCUCCAACCCGAAGAUCCUUGGUGGUCGAAGCUCACCUAUCGUCUCAUCUGAGAUCAACAAGCUGUCAUCUCCUUCAAGGGGAACAAGUUCAGUGAUGAAGAACUACGAGGCCAAUCUCAAAGGUAUCGAGAGUCUGCAUUUUUAG
Microthlaspi erraticum is the source of this 1413-nucleotide messenger RNA. The record is from the annotation of a GenBank genome assembly. Lineage: Eukaryota; Viridiplantae; Streptophyta; Magnoliopsida; Brassicales; Brassicaceae.